Chanos chanos (milkfish) is the source of this 1344-nucleotide messenger RNA. Its product is annotated as neuronal acetylcholine receptor subunit non-alpha-2. Gene Ontology annotation, molecular function: acetylcholine-gated monoatomic cation-selective channel activity; transmembrane signaling receptor activity. Lineage: Eukaryota; Metazoa; Chordata; Actinopteri; Gonorynchiformes; Chanidae. Gene Ontology annotation, cellular component: postsynaptic membrane. The record is from RefSeq and is a predicted model, not a curated record. Bases 184 to 1344 code for a protein of 386 amino acids. The transcript is spliced from 6 exons. Gene Ontology annotation, biological process: monoatomic ion transmembrane transport.
CCUUCCUCUUCUUCUACAGGGGAGUUUGUGUCUUUGGCUGAGAGAGAAGAUGCCCUGCUCAGGGACCUUUUUCAGGGAUACCAGCGCUGGGUUAGACCCAUCCAGCAUGCCAACCGCACAGUUACUGUCCGCUUUGGCCUCAAGAUCUCACAGCUGGUGGAUGUGGAUGAGAAGAAUCAGCUCAUGACCACCAAUGUGUGGCUAUGGCAGCAAUGGAUAGAUUAUAAACUGCGCUGGGACCCAGAGGAUUACGGCGGCAUCACUUCCAUCAGAGUUCCAUCUGAGAGCAUCUGGCUGCCAGACAUUGUGUUGUAUGAGAAUGCUGAUGGACGCUUUGAAGGUUCCCUCAUGACUAAAGCCAUCGUAAAAUACAAUGGUGUCAUCACCUGGACCCCUCCUGCCAGCUACAAGUCGGCCUGUACUAUGGAUGUCACGUUCUUCCCAUUUGACCGACAGAACUGCUCCAUGAAAUUUGGCUCCUGGACGUACGACGGGAACAUGGUGGACCUCCUGCUUAUUAACCAUCAUGUGGACCGGAGUGACUUCUUUGAUAACGGCGAGUGGGAGAUUCUCAACGCGACAGGCAUGAAGGGGAGUCGCCGUGAUGGCCACCUCUCUUACCCGUUCAUUACAUACUCCUUCAUCCUGAAACGUCUCCCUCUUUUCUAUACACUCUUUCUCAUAAUCCCAUGCCUCGGUCUGUCCUUCCUCACUGUGCUUGUGUUUUACCUCCCUUCUGAUGAAGGAGAGAAACUCUCACUCUCCACGUCAGUCCUUGUCUCACUCACUGUCUUCCUCCUCGUCAUUGAGGAGAUCAUCCCCUCAUCAUCCAAGGUCAUUCCACUGAUUGGGGAGUACCUGCUUUUCAUUAUGAUUUUUGUCACACUGUCCAUUAUCGUAACAGUGUUUGUGAUCAAUGUGCACCACCGCUCCUCAGCUACCUACCACCCCAUGUCCCCCUGGGUCCGUUCACUGUUCCUCCAGCGUCUGCCACAUCUGCUUUGCAUGAGGGGGCACACAGAUCGUUACCAUUACCCUGAGCUGGAGUCACACAGUCCUGAGCUGAAGCCCCGGGGUCGUAAGGGAACAGCAAACCCUGAAGGAAGAGACGGGGACGAUGACUGGGUCACCAUGCUGGAGAGAGCCACCUUUUCUGUCCGCUACAUUUCUCGCCACAUAAGGAAGGAACACUUCAUCAGAGAGGUGGUGCAGGACUGGAAGUUUGUGGCGCAGGUACUGGAUCGUAUCUUCCUCUGGGCCUUCCUCACUGUAUCUGUGCUGGGUACCAUCCUCAUCUUCACCCCUGCACUGAAGAUGUUCCUGCAUACUCCACCUCCAUCAUAA